Molecule: messenger RNA, 1515 nt
Organism: Lemur catta (Ring-tailed lemur)
Lineage: Eukaryota; Metazoa; Chordata; Mammalia; Primates; Lemuridae
Gene: TMEM212
Product: transmembrane protein 212
Exons: 4
Coding region: 36-644 (202 amino acids)
Source: RefSeq, a predicted model, not a curated record
AUCUUUGAGAUCAAGGACUCAAGUCACAGAGGAAAAUGAAGGGCCUAUACCAGGCUGCUGGCUGGAUUCUUGCUACUCUGGGGAGUCUCAGUGUAUGUUCUGGAGUUAUUGCUUUCUUCCCCGUCUUCUCUUCCAAGCUUUGGUUCACAGGAUGGAGAGUUUGGAUUGCUUGUCCCAUCUGGAAUGGAGCUUUGGCCAUCAUGGCUGGUAUCCUUCUACCGUUGGCUUGCAAAGAGUGGACCCAGAGAUAUCUGUGGGAAGCUAGUUUCACCUUUGUGAUUGUGAGCGUUAUGGGAUGUCCACUUCAUUUUGCAAUAGCCUUGGAAUCUGCUCUCCUACGCCCAUAUUGCUUCUACUCAUUUUCAGGGAUUGCAGGGACCAGUUACCUUGGUUAUGCAGUUGCCUUUCCUUUUCCGUAUGCACAGUUCCCAUCAGUGUGCGUGGACCCACCGCGCUAUGAAGAGUACCACCUGACGCUUCAAGCCCUGGACCUGUGCCUGAGCUCUGGCCUGCUCUGCACGUCCCUGACAGUGUUUGUCAAGCUUUCUGCAAGACUUAUCAGGAAUGGACACAUAAACGUUGAUCCUAUCCACCCCCCCACCCCCACCAGCAAAGUUGGAAUACGAGAAUUUGGGCACUUUUGAUGCCUUUUGUGGUCAAUUCUGUCCUCUUCAACUUCUACACAAGUCUGCAAAGGAAAUCCUGUGCAUUCUUAAGAACAGAGUUGAUUUUACAAGGAGGCCUGCCAAGAAUUGAGACGAAUUGAGACAAGCAAGCCAAGAAUUGAGACGAAUUGAGACAAGCAAGCCAAAACUUCUUCCCUCACGGUACCGCUAGGGCAUCUGGAAGUUCAGUAUUUGAGAGUUCUCCCGUGUGGUGAACAUCCCACACUUUCUGGAGCCUUUUGUUAAAAGGAACGUAUGCCUAGGAGCACCCCACACUGAAAUGCUGGCAGUCAUAACCCCUCAACACGGGUAGUUCAUCAGACAUCUGGCUGUCACCUUAUGCAUGACACUCAGAAUACCGAGGUUUAAUGUGAGAUAGAGGGCAGGGAGAAAGAGGGAAAAAAAUAUAUGCAGAGCUUGGUAAGUCAGCUCCGUGGAGAUUCAACAGUAAGGCCACCUGAAGUGCCUGGGGAGAGAGAAAAUGAAUUGAAAACAGAAAUGAAUUGGGCUCAAAAGCAAAGUACUCCAGCUUUAGAGUUUUGCUUUUCCCAUCUUGCUCAGGACACAGCUUCCUGGUGUGUGACUUCUCAGUGAGGUAUAGGGCCCAACACAGCUAUUAAUAUAAAGCAUCUCUCAAAGUAGACCAAUGAUGUCAGAAUCACCUAGGGUUCUUCUUAAACCAGAUUUCUGGGUGCCAUCUGAGCCCUACUAUGUCAGAAACCCUGGGUUGGAGGCACAGAAUGUGCAUUUUAGCACACAUCCCAAGAAAUUCUGAUGACUAGUGAAGUUUGAGAAUUAUACUUUAUUUUUUAAAAAAUUCUCAAACUUCCUAGCACAAGGCUCUCUUAGU